ACUGAGAGUCCAGCCAAAUCUCAGCAGAUUCACCGUGGCAUCUGUCAUAAGGGCAUUCAGACUGGAAAACAGGAUUGAGGGUCGAGUACAACGAGGAGGAAGGGCUCCCAUUUUCACACCACUGCAGGAGAGGGAGAUUGUGAAUAUGGUUUUGGCAAAUAAUGCCAUCAGGCUUCGUGAAAUCCAGGCCAAAAUUAUUGAAGACCAAAUCAUUUUUCAGAACGUGAAUCAGGUCUCUCUGUCCACCAUAGCUCGUAUCCUGAAGGCACAUCAGGUACAAAUGAAACAGAUGUACCGAGUGCCUUUUGAGAGGAACUCGGAGAGGGUCAAACAGCUGCGGCAUGAGUAUGUGGAGAGAGUCUUACAAAUGGAUGCUGAGGCCAUUCAGCAUGAGUACAUCUACAUAGACGAGGCGGGGUUUAACCUCUCAAAGGUCAGAAGGAGGGGAAGAAAUGUAAUUGGCCAGAGGGCAAUUAUUAGUGUCCCGGGGCAACGUGGGGGUAACAUCACCCUUUGCGCGGCAAUCACCCAGAAUGGGGUCCUCCACCGCCAUGCCAACAUGGGUCCGUAUAAAACCCCUCACAUCCUUGCAUUUUUAGACAGAUUAUACAACCUCACAAUCAAUAACAUACAGAUCCAAUACAUUGUCACCUGGGACAAUGUUUCAUUCCACCGCUCUGCUCUGGUUCAGAACUGGUUUACACAGCACCCAAAUUUCACAGUCCUUUUCCUGCCACCAUAUUCACCAUUUCUUAACCCAAUUGAAGAAUUUUUCUCGGCAUGGCGGUGGAAGGUUUACGAUCUGCACCCCCUGGCUCGGGUAGCCCUCGUUCAGGCCAUGGAGGAGGCCUGUGACCAGGUUGAGGCCACAGCCAUACAGGGGUGGAUAAGGCAUGCACGGCGAUUCUUUCCCCGCUGUCUGGCGAAUGAGGAUAUCGCCUGUGAUGUAGAUGAGAUUCUCUGGCCAUAUCCAGCUAGGAGAAGAGACCAACAAUAG
Messenger RNA from Anoplopoma fimbria (sablefish), 997 nucleotides. RefSeq lists its product as uncharacterized. NCBI's taxonomy places the organism in Eukaryota, Metazoa, Chordata, Actinopteri, Perciformes, Anoplopomatidae. The record is from RefSeq and is a predicted model, not a curated record. Gene Ontology annotation, molecular function: nucleic acid binding. The transcript is spliced from 3 exons. Bases 146 to 997 code for a protein of 283 amino acids.